This is a messenger RNA of Helicoverpa armigera (cotton bollworm), 3826 nucleotides long. RefSeq names its product regulator of nonsense transcripts 2 (gene Upf2). The record is from RefSeq and is a predicted model, not a curated record. Gene Ontology annotation, molecular function: RNA binding; protein binding. The transcript is spliced from 10 exons. The coding region runs from base 199 to 3603 and encodes 1134 amino acids. Lineage: Eukaryota; Metazoa; Arthropoda; Insecta; Lepidoptera; Noctuidae. Gene Ontology annotation, cellular component: cytoplasm; exon-exon junction complex. Gene Ontology annotation, biological process: nuclear-transcribed mRNA catabolic process, nonsense-mediated decay.
CUUCUCUUGUCAUGUCUUGUCAGCAAGGUGAUCUGUCAAAGUGCACAAAGUGUCAAAGAAAUAACCAAAACACUGAGAGAAACGUAGAACUUUAAAGAAAAUAAUAAUAAACUUUUGUAAUGAAACAAGAGUAAGCGAAUCAGUUCGCUGUUCAGAUAUUUAUGAAUAAUAUUUGAUGUCGUUUAUAAAGUGUUAAAAAUGACAACUAACGAAAAGGAUGCAGAAAAAAGUGAACAACAGACAGAUUCGGAAAACAAAAUAGAAAAUGCGGAAGACGAGAAAGCAGCCCUCGAUGAAUAUACAUGUAAUCUCGAAGCCAGGGUAAAGCAGAAAACUGAACUUCGAAAUCAAAAUUUAAAUUGUGUACGUCCGCCGGAUAACUAUUUUUCUAAAUUGGACUCUGGUUUAAAAAAGAACACGACUUUCGUGAAGAAGUUAAAGUCGUUUAGCGCUACACAAAUUGAUACACUUUUAAAAGAUUUCAAUGGUUUAAAUCUUACGAAAUAUAUAUCAGAAGUAGCUGCUGCGAUUGCAGAGGCUAAGCUGAAGAUGUCUGAUAUUGCAGCUGCCAUUAAUCUAUGUUCAGCACUUCAUCGCACCUAUGCAGAUUUUUCAUCAAAUUUCUUUGAAAACUGGCAGAAAAUUCUUACAUUUAAAGCUACUGAUAAAAUAACUAACUCUUCUAAAUUGCGAGUGGAUAUAAGAUUUUAUGCUGAACUGGUAGCAGUUGGUAUAUUCACAAAUAAAAUGGGACUCCCUCUGUUGGGCAAUGUCCUCACAGUGCUUAUAAAUAUGGAUAAAGAGGAGCAUAAUAACAUACCAAUUCUUUUGUCAUUUUGUAAACAUUGUGGUGAAGAUUAUGCCGGAUUAGUUCCAAAGAAGAUCAGGGAAGCUGCUGAGAAACACAAUGUAACAAUUCCUAGGAAUCCAUUCCUGCCAGCUGAAAAACAGACAGCAGUAAGAACUCUGCUCAAAGAUUACUUUUUAUCCUUAACUAAGCAUUUACUGGCUGAGAGGGCUCAGCUGCAGGCCCUGCAUGCGGCCAAUCAGAGAACUUUACACACCAGAGGUGAACUGUCACAGGAAAGGAAAGACCAACUAGAACAGCAUCAGGCUACUUACGACAAGCUGCUAGCGGGCGCCCAAAGUUUUGCAGAAGUGCUGGGAGAAGAGUUGGGGGAAGCAGGAGAACCCCCAACCUUGACAUUGACAAUAACUGAAACACAAGGCACUGUCACCAUAGGAGGCAAUGAGGAGUUCACCAUGCAGGCUGGCACAGAUCCCUGGCAAGAUGAGGAUACCAGAACAUUUUACACUAGCUUGCCAGAUCUGAAAGUAUUUAUGCCCAACUAUCAGAUGAAAGAGACUGUAAAAAGUAAGCCAGAAACUGUAACAGAAGAGAUGUUGGAUGAAGAUCUAAAGGAGGAUGAGCUGAGUGACAGUGAGGGACCCUCCACUGUGCCCGAUAUGGAGCAGGAAGAGGCACAGCCAUCCAAUGUUUCUAACAAGUUUGUACACAUAAAAAAAUUUGUUCGUGUUACUAAAGGAAAAUCAAUAAAGAAUAAACUUUUGAAACGAUAUGCCCUGGAUGCAUUCUUGAAUGAGCUGCCAAAUUGUAUCAAUAGAGAAUUGAUUGACAAUGCUGCUGUGGAUUUUGUUUUGAAUCUCAACACAAAAAAUAACCGGAAGAAACUGACAAGAGUCCUGUUCAGUGUUGCCAGGACUAGGCUAGAUCUAUUGCCUUUCUACUCGAGGUUUGCGGCAAUACUGUACCCAGUUCUACCUGAUGUUUGUGCAGAUUUGUGUCAGAUGUUGAAACAAGACUUUAGAUAUCAUGUGAAGAAAAAGGAUCAGAUCAAUAUUGAGUCCAAGAUAAAAGUGGUGCGAUUUAUUGGUGAAUUGGUAAAAUUCAGCCUUUACUCUAAAAUGGAAGCACUGUACUGUUUAAAAGUACUCUUGCAUGACUUCAAACAUCAUCAUAUUGAAAUGGCAUGCAACCUGUUGGAGACUUGUGGCAGAUUUUUAUAUUGUAAUCCAGAUACACAUCAACGAACUAUGAUAUAUUUACAGCAAAUGAUGAGGAAAAAGACUGUAUCAGCCCUAGACUCGCGUUACGUGACGCAAAUAGAAAAUGCAUUUUACUAUGUAUGUCCUCCUGAGGCGCCAGCUCAACCGAAGGAAGAGGAGCCGCCGAUGCACCAGUUCAUAAGAAAAGUACUCCAUGAAGACUUGCAGAAGAGUAAUGAGGAGAAGAUUCUGAGAUUGAUGCGAAAGCUCAAUUGGGAUGAUCCAGACACUGCCGCUAUUGCUAUACAGCACCUCGCCGGCGGCUGGCGAGUCCGGGCGAGUGCCCGCAGAGCGCUGGCGCGGCUCACGGCGGAGCUAGCCGCCUGGCAGGAAGCUGUAGCCCCCGCCGUCGUCGACACUAUCCUCGAAGAGAUCAGAGUCACUAUGGAGGACCCGCACCCCAGAUACAAUCAGAGGAGAAUAGCCACUGUCAGAUACCUCGGAGAGCUGUACAAUUACAAGUUGCUAGACUCCCGUGACGUGUUCACAGUUCUGUAUUCGUUCAUAACUUUCGGGGUGACGAACGACCACGCUAACGUGUCUCCUCUCGACCCGCCAGAUAACGUGUUCAGAAUAAGACUUGUGUGCGCUCUUCUCGAGACUUGUGGCGCCUAUUUUAACAGUGGAUCUAGCAAAAAGCGACUAGAUUACUUUUUGACGUUCUUUCAAAAUUACUACUGGUUCAAACAAUCUGAUCCCCAUUGGACUGACAACAUGUUCCCUAUUUAUGUAAAAUACAUAUACCAAGAAUGUUUGACUACUCUGAGGCCCAAGUUGACAUUGUUUAAUAGUUGGCAAGAAUGUAAAGACGCAAUAGAAGAGUUGCGUCAAACUUUAUACCCAGAGCUAGGCGAAGACGAUAAUGAUAACGAUGACAUGGGCGACGACAGCGUCAACGAGGGACUGGAUACUAUUAUUGAGACUGAUGACGAAACAGAUAAUCCUCAACUUCCUGAGGAAAGUUCUGAUGAGGAGCCCAUCACAGAGAACACUGGGAAUGAUGAUAAUGACCUUCAGCAAAAUGAUGAUAUUACAAUAGAGCCAAGGAGACCUGCUCCGAAACCAGUAGAGGAUGUUGAAUUUGAAUCAGCAUUCGAAAAGAUGGUAAUGGAAAACAUUGCAGAGCGACAACGUGAGACGAGGCCUCAACAGCGAGAUAUUGCCGUGCCCAUGACCUGCAGACAGACAACAAAGAAAACAUAUGAACAGUUAUUGCAAGGUAAAGAGGGCGUAGCAUUCGUGUUGAUGAUGCGAAAGGGUACUAAGCCGCAAUACAAGUCGUUCAAUGCUCCACCCGAACUAGCAAGCAACCUCCAGCAGCAAGCCUUAGCCGAUAAACAGGAGAUGGAGAGGAUGAAACUAUUAACCCUGAACAUAUCAGAAAGACAAGAAGAGGAGGAAUAUAGCGCCGAAAGUGGAGGAGGUUCGGGAGGUAGCGGCAAUCCCAACAGGGGACAACACGUUCGACAGAAAUAUCAACACCCAAAAGGCGCGCCCGAUGCCGACCUUAUAUUUGGACCUAAAAAAUUUAAAUAAUGAAGUGAAGUGAUGUGGUCACCUAAUCAAUUUUUAUGAAAUCUUUAUUUUAUUAAUUUUUCUGCAGUUUUAUGUUUAGGCAGUUGAGUAGAUUUUUUUAUGACGUGUUUAAUAAAGCUUAACUUCUCUGCAGGUAAAGAAGUCGAUUAUUUGUGUUAUAUGCUACAUAUAUAUGUUUUGAAAUGUACUAUGUAUCUCAGAAAUAAAUGAGAGUUUAUAUAGA